Messenger RNA from Microstroma glucosiphilum, 1545 nucleotides. RefSeq lists its product as hypothetical. Bases 64 to 1392 code for a protein of 442 amino acids. The record is from RefSeq and is a predicted model, not a curated record. Lineage: Eukaryota; Fungi; Basidiomycota; Exobasidiomycetes; Microstromatales; Microstromataceae. The transcript has 3 exons.
CUCUGCGUCUGUGACAUCCAGCAUAGCAUCACCUCGUUCAAGGGAAGAGUCCAGCAUAGUACCAUGGACCAAUCAACAGCAGACACAUAUCGCCUCGUCUAUGCCUUUCUGCAGCAACAUGCCAAGCCAGCUGCAAAGGCCCUGGAAAAGUCAGGUCCAGCUGACAUUCUGUCCUCCGUAGGGAAGUCCUCAGAUGUAUCAAAGGCACUGACCGGCGUCGUCUCUGCAGCUCGUGCCUCGGGGUCUUUCAAGGAGCACGCCUCAGCCCUGCCUCUCGUUAAGAAGGAAGAGAAGAAGACCAAGGAAGAAGCAAAGAAAGGAAAAGCAGCCGCGGUGGCAGCUGAGAGCAGCUCUGAUUCCGACUCUAGUUCAAGCUCCAGCUCCAGCUCCGACUCGGACUCUGACUCUGACUCUGACUCGGACUCGGAUGACGACGAGGAGGAAGAGAAGAAGGUAGCAGCGUCUGUGAUUCCUCCCUUGAAGGAGGCGUCGCAAGCUUCUUCAGCGUCCUCUGCGGGCUCUACCUCUGCUACAACCAGCACAAUCAAGAGCUCCUCGCCCGAAGCGCCCGUGGUGACUGCCAAUGCGAAUUCGCUAGGCAAGAGGAAAGAUCGGGAGGAGAACGAUAGUGACAGUGACGAAGAUAGCAGUGACUCUGAUUCAGACUCGGAUGACAGUGAUUCUUCGUCCUCGUCUUCCUCAUCCUCUUCCUCUUCUAGCAGCUCUUCGUCCUCGUCUAGCUCUUCUUCCUCCAGCGAGUCCAGCUCUUCUUCAUCGUCCUCAUCGUCCGAUGAUGAUUCCGACUCCGACGACGACUCUUCUUCCUCGUCCGAGAGCAGUAGCAGUAGCAGCAGCAGCUCUUCCUCCUCUAGCUCAAGCUCCAGCUCCGGCUCCAGCUCAGAUUCGGACUCGGACUCGGACUCGGACUCGGACUCGGAUUCCUCCUCUUCCUCCUCUUCCUCCUCCAGCUCAGACUCGGAAGACAGCGAUAGCGACAGCGACGAUGAUGGUGACAAGAAGAUGGCUGAGGCACCUGUGAUUGCCUCGACUCCGCUCGCCAAGCAGCUCCCCACGGUCAAUGGCAUACUUAGGUCUCCCAGCCCUGCGCCAAGCUCUCUGCCUGUGAAUGAGCGACCGAAGAAGCAACCGCGUACCGUCGGCGUCCCCUUCCAGCGGGUCAAGUCGGACAAUGUCUCUUCUCUGGACGUGUCGUUGCAGGACAUGUCGUACAUGGGCAAGCCUGGCGCGGGGGACUGGGGCGCUCGCGCUCAUGCAGACCUGAUCGUUACCCGGGGCAAGGGCUUCACAAAGGAGAAGAACAAGAAGAAGAAGGGCAGCUAUAGUGGUGGAAUGAUCGACCAGAGCAGCCACUCGUACAAAUUUCCUGAGUAAGCUUGACCGUCUAGGCAUUGCUCUGCAUCAGGACGUUGGGUAUGGUUGACCUGAAUGUGCUAUUUCAUGCUGUUGUCGCUGCCAUCCACAAUUAUAGAUUUGCAAUUGUGCGGAAUCACAUGUGCCUGUGUGUUUGCGUCCUUUGCCUGGACG